Panthera uncia (snow leopard) is the source of this 1430-nucleotide messenger RNA. It is a transcript of the gene VSTM2B, whose product is annotated as V-set and transmembrane domain containing 2B. NCBI's taxonomy places the organism in Eukaryota, Metazoa, Chordata, Mammalia, Carnivora, Felidae. The record is from RefSeq and is a predicted model, not a curated record. The transcript is spliced from 5 exons. The coding region runs from base 1 to 867 and encodes 288 amino acids.
AUGGAACAGCGGAACCGGCUCGGCGCCCUCGGAUACCUGCCGCCGCUGCUGCUGCACGCCCUGCUGCUCUUCGUGGCCGACGCUACAUUUACCGAAGUCCCCAAAGAUGUGACAGUACGGGAGGGAGACGACAUCGAAAUGCCCUGCGCGUUCCGGGCUAGCGGAGCCACCUCGUAUUCGCUGGAGAUUCAGUGGUGGUACCUCAAGGAGCCGCCCCGGGAGCUGCUGCACGAGCUGGCGCUCAGCGUGCCCGGCGCCCGGAGCAAGGUAACAAAUAAGGAUGCAACUAAAAUCAGCACCGUGCGCGUCCAGGGCAAUGACAUCUCGCACAGGCUGCGGUUGUCAGCUGUGCGGCGGCAGGACGAGGGCGUGUACGAAUGCCGCGUGUCCGACUACAGCGACGACGACACGCAGGAGCACAAGGCCCAGGCGCUGCUGCGCGUGCUCUCGCGCUUCGCGCCGCCCAACAUGCAGGCCGCCGAGGCCGUGUCCCACAUUCAGAGCAGCGGUCCGCGUCGCCACGGCCCCGCCAGCGCUGCCAACGCCAACAACUUGGGUGCCACCGGCGCCGCAGGCCGAGCCACCUCCGACCCCGGCCACGGCAACAAAAGCCCGCCUCCGGGGAGUCCUCCUGCCGCCCCAGGUCCCGGAGUCCCAGAGGCGGCCGCUGCCUCCGCGGCCCACGCAGCCGCCACCACUGUCGCAGCUGCGGCCGCUGCUUCGUCAGCGUCACCGCCACUGGGCCAGGCGGUCCUUCUGCGCCAGAGGCACGGCUCAGGCACUGGCCGUAGCUCCGCCACAGACCCACUCUUGUCCCUGCUCCUGCUGGCUCUGCAUAAGCUCCUUCGCCUGCUGGUGGGGCACUGACACGCACAGCCAUCCCCCCGCACCUCAGCCCGCCCACACGGCCUGCCCAGACCCGGCGUGAGGCUCGCGUCACCAGAUGGACACAGAGAGACUGAGAAGCAUGACCAAGUCCAUGUGGAAAAUAAAUAAAUCCUAUUUUUGGGGAAGUUACACAAAUGUAGAACACCUAAAAUAAUGCAUCUAGUUUCCAAAUAAGAUGGAAUUUGGACCAUGCGGUAUGCAUGGGAUCAGUGAUUUCGCUACUUCAAUGUAUUUUUCUUUUCUAAACUUUUCCUCCAAGUGUUCAUUUUGCACGAACUGUUGAGCAGUUAUCUUUAGGAUACUAUGUAAAAAUGUUGGGUCAAAGCCUUUCUGACAAAGCAAAAUAUUUUUAGUAGAUUAUUGUGUUUAGGGAUUUUUUUAUUUACUUUUUUCUUUAGGGGCUUUCCUUUUUUUUAUUAAAGUAAAUUAUUUCUUUUGAGACAUUUUGAUUAAAAAAGGAUACAUCUUAUCAUAAUUAAAAUUCACUGUCAAUAAUAUUUAUUUUUAAAUAAAGAUUGGAAACAAGGUCAGACACUUGUUUA